AUGAUUGGGAAGUUUGGAGUAUCGGCAGCAUUUGGAAAUAUCUUCAUAUAUACAUCCGAACUGUUUCCCACAUCCAGCAGAAGUUUUAUCCUCUCAUCAUCCAAUAUCUGGGCACGGAUUGGAUCGCUAACGUCGCCCUACAUAGCUGACUUGUCUAUUCUGGUGGACAGUAUGUUCGGGAAGGCCCUACCCCUGAUUAUAUUUGGAUGUCUGGGUCUGUCAGCUGGGAUGGUAUCACUCGUCUUACCUGAAACUUUGAAUGCUUCCCUGCCAGACACCAUUCAUGAUAUCAUGUCAACAGACGCCAAGAACAACAAAAGGGCAUGGCGGCAGCAUUACCAUGCCAACCUGGACAGUGACGACACAUUGGACAUGCCUUUACAGUCAGCAUCCUGA
Molecule: messenger RNA, 396 nt
Organism: Pecten maximus
Lineage: Eukaryota; Metazoa; Mollusca; Bivalvia; Pectinida; Pectinidae
Product: solute carrier family 22 member 15-like
Exons: 3
Coding region: 1-396 (131 amino acids)
Source: RefSeq, a predicted model, not a curated record